Molecule: messenger RNA, 604 nt
Organism: Alternaria rosae
Lineage: Eukaryota; Fungi; Ascomycota; Dothideomycetes; Pleosporales; Pleosporaceae
Exons: 3
Coding region: 43-294 (83 amino acids)
Source: RefSeq, a predicted model, not a curated record
AUAUCACAAGAAAGCCAUCAUCCAAACCCCCACACAGUCAUCAUGCAGAUCUCCGCUCUCAUCCUCCUCUUCACCGCCACAGCCACGGUCUCCGCCUGGCAAUGUUUCGACCACGACGAACACUUCACCACAAACCACGCCCAGCUAGCCGAAGGCAGCGAUCCCAACAAUCAAUGGGGAUACUGCCCGUCUAAAAAGGGAUGCUGCGCCGAUGGCAAAACGUGGUAUGCAUGCAAGAACCUCUGUGCGGGUGGCGCUGCUUGCAGUGUUAGUGGCGGCAAGACUAGCUGUUAGAGGGUUUGUGGGGUUGAGAAGAUGUACAUAGAAAAUUUUCACUGGGUUUGAGUAUGGUAUAGCAUGAGCCUGAACGUAGGAGUGCAAUCGAUUCAAGGCUGGAUGCCGAUGUGCCUUAAGUUCAACUUCCUCAUUGACGUCUGCCAUGCUAUCCAAGCUCUUUGUAUCGUCAAACACCACUUCUUGCGAUUUCAUUAGUAUGUAGCAAGCCCUGGACACUUUCGAAUAUAAUAAGAUGGAAAUUGGAUAAUAUCCGUACCAAAACGACUGAACUCUAGUCCAUACGCUCUCAGAACACCUUAACGCCCAU